UCUCGCGCGGAGUGUAUAGUCGAGUAGCGAGCAACUCUGGUGUGCGUGUCCCCAGUCCUUCUUUACUUCCCUCGCUUCUGUUAGACCUCGCGUUGCCAGAGUCUAUCAGUCGCGUUCGUACCGAGAAAUGGAGCUCGAGCAGCAAACAACGCAGUCGAAUUCCGACUUAGAAAGAAAGGUGAAGGAGAACAGCAAUACGACUGGGAAUCACAACGAUGCCCACACAAAUGGUAUGUCUAAUGGAUUCGAUAAGAAAAGAGAACAUAAAUCUGAGCAUAAGGACAAAGAUAAAGAGCGAUCUCAUAAAUCCGAACAUAAGGAUAAGGAAAGGAGCAAGGAGAAAGAUAGAAAUCAUAAAAGUGAACACCGAGAUAAGGACAGAGACAAACACAAACAUAGUUCCAAUUCUUUUAAAGAAAAGGAUAAACAUGACAGCAGUAACAAAGACAAAGACAAGGAUAAAGAUAAAAAGAGUAGCUCAUCCUCGAGUAAGGAUAAGGAACAUAAAAGUAGUAGUUCCUCAAGCAAAGAGAAAGAGAAAGACAAGAGCAAGGACAGGGAACACCAUCACAAAUCUAGUUCCAGUUCCAAGGAUAAGGACAGGCAUCAUAGUAGUUCCAAGGAUAAAGAGAAUUCUAAUAAAGAAAAAGACAAAGACAAGAACAAAGAUAGGGAUAAGGAUAAACAUAAACACAGCUUGAGUUCAAGUUCUCGGGAUAAGGAUAAAGACAAAAGUAUAUCCAAAGAUAAGGAAAAAGACAAGGAAAAGGAAAAAAAACAUUCGUCAGAAAGGCAUUCUACGUCUCAUACAAAUGACAAAGAAAAGCAGCGCUCUUCUGAAAAAGACAAGGAUAAGCAUAAUGCAUCGAACAAAGAAAAACAUCGUCAUGACAAAGAUAAGGAUCGCCAUCGUCAUGACAAAGAGAAAUCAAAACAUAAGGAAGAAAGGGAUAAGAAGCCUAAAGAAAAGGAUGAAAUUAAAGUAAAAGAGGAGCAAGUAGAUGAAAAACCUAAUCACCUACAAAAUACAGAAUUUCAUUACAAUGAACUUUAUUUCAAGACUGAAGCGAAAGAGGAACCUGUUUCACAAAUUGAACCAGAAGAUGAUGAUGACAGCGGUGGAGAACAACCAUUGUAUAUUAAAGAAGACGAGAACGAAGAAGAACCUGCUAACGAAGAGGACGCUAGUAUGGAUUCAACUGAUGGAAAUGACACAAGACUUUCAGAUCUUCAUAAUACAACUAUUAAAACCGAAGACGAUUCAGAAGAAGAUACACCCUUGAGCGCAAGGUCGACGGCUCCCAAUAGACGAACUAAAAGAUUACUGGAUUCAGAGGAAGAAGAAGAUGAUAAUGUUCCACUUUCAGCGCGCAAAAAAUCCAAGAAAACUGAUACAAAAACAAAGAAAAAGAAACGGAAAUUUGAUGAUGAUGGAGAUGAAGAAAUUGAACAAAAACCAAAGAAAAAAGCUGGUGCUAGAGCAUCAAAAGGAGAAAACCCAAGUCCAAGAAAGAAAAAGCAGGAAGAAGAACAAGAAGUUUGGAAAUGGUGGGAGGAGGAGAAAAAGAAUGAUGGAACAAAAUGGACAUUUCUGGAACAUAAAGGACCGGUAUUUGCACCUGCAUAUGAACCACUACCUCCUGAUGUAAAGUUUUAUUAUAAUGGAAAAGAGAUGAAAUUAAGCGAGGAUGCAGAGGAAGUUGCAACAUUCUAUGCACGCAUGUUGGAUCAUGAUUAUACUACAAAGCCUGCAUUCAACACUAACUUUUUCCAUGAUUGGCGAGAAGUGAUGACAGAAUCGGAAAGAUCUAAAAUAGUUGACUUAAGUAAGUGCAAUUUUAAAGAAAUGCAUGCAUAUUUUCUUCAAAAGUCUGAAGAAAGAAAGGCAAUGACAAAAGAAGAAAAACAAAAAGUAAAAGAAAUGAACGAAGAGAUUCAAAAAGAGUAUGGUUUUUGUACUAUCGAUGGACAUAAAGAAAAAAUAGGAAAUUUCAAAAUUGAACCUCCCGGUUUAUUCAGAGGUCGCGGUGAACAUCCUAAAAUGGGUAAACUGAAAAGAAGAGUUGUGCCUGAAGAUAUUCUAAUAAAUUGCUCCAAAGACUCAAACAUACCAAAACCACCAGUUGGUCACAAAUGGAAAGAAAUUCGACACGAUCCUAAUGUUACAUGGCUUGCUUCUUGGACAGAAAAUAUUCAAGGACAAGUGAAAUAUGUUAUGCUCAAUCCAUCAAGUAAGCUUAAGGGAGAAAAAGAUUGGCAGAAAUAUGAGACUGCUAGGAAAUUAGCACAAUCGAUAGAUAAAAUUCGUGCUGAAUAUAGGGAAGACUGGAAAAGUAAAGAAAUGCGUAUUAGACAAAGAGCUGUUGCAUUGUACUUCAUAGAUAAAUUAGCGCUCAGAGCUGGUAAUGAAAAGGAUGAGGACCAGGCAGAUACUGUGGGCUGUUGUUCUUUACGAGUAGAACAUAUUUCUUUACACGAACAAAAAGAUGGGAAAGAAUAUGUAGUUGUAUUUGAUUUCCUAGGUAAGGAUUCCAUAAGGUAUUACAAUGAAGUGCCAGUAGAGAAACGAGUAUUUAAAAAUUUACAACUUUUUAUGGAGAAUAAGUCUCCUAGCGAUGAUCUGUUCGAUCGUCUUAAUACAACUGUUAUGAAUAAACAUUUAAACGAAUUGAUGGAAGGUCUUACUGCUAAAGUAUUCAGAACAUACAACGCGUCUUGGACGCUACAACAACAAUUAGAUAAAUUAACAAAUCCAGAUGAUACAGAAGCAGAAAAGAUUUUGUCGUAUAAUAGGGCAAAUCGAGCAGUUGCAAUACUAUGUAACCAUCAACGUUCAGUGCCUAAAACUCACGCAAAGUCUAUGGAAAAUCUUAAAGCAAAAAUAGAAGCUAAAAAAGAAGCUAUAGCUGAUGCAGAACUAGCCGUAAAGGAUGCUAAACGUGAUGCGAAGAAUGGAUCUGUUAAAGAAAAAGUUGUGUAUGAGAAGAAAAAGAAAACGCUUGAUAGACUAAAGGAUCAAUUAACCAAGUUGGAAGUUCAAGCAACAGAUAAAGAAGAAAAUAAAGAAAUUGCAUUAGGCACUUCCAAGCUGAAUUAUCUUGAUCCUAGGAUUAGCGUUGCAUGGUGCAAGAAGAAUAACGUCCCUAUUGAAAAAAUUUACAACAAAACUCAAAGGGAUAAAUUUAGAUGGGCAAUAGACAUGGCAGGACCAGACUAUGUCUUUUAACCCUAUGGCAAAUUGAUUAUUUUACAAAAAGAUAAUUCCCACUGAUUGUAUUUAGUGAAUUUUUCGUUUUAAUAAUUGGGAGAAAAAUAAUGGUAUAAUUUUCUAUAUUUACAAAAGAUAAAUGCGAGAGUACGGGGACAUAUUUUAUAUAGAACACUGCGUUAAAAUUUCGGUAAAGACAUUAUACUCAGUGUUUAAUCGACACAUAUUUGUAGUCUCGAGCUGAUCGCUUAACAAUCAUGGCGCAGUUUUAACGGUCGCAUUUGCAUAUAGGCGAUUAACAGAUCUUAUAAAUAAUGAAAAUUAAAAUUGAAUAGUUCGAUGCAAAUUUAAAUCCUUUAGGUAGAAAUUUCUAAUGUGUGCGAAUUACAAAAGUGAAUUAAGAAUUGUGUAAACAAUCUAAAUUUAGAGGUUGUGUCUCUGUUACUGUCACAGUACGAGAAUUUUGUGACCUCUAAAUUUAGAAAUAAAAUACACAAGUAUGGGCUGUUGCAUUGUAAAUAGCAUUCUUUACGAGACAUUGCCAGCCGUUUGAGGAAAAAAGGUACACGUGUAUUGGAUCGAUAAAACACACGUUUGCCAAACGAAUAGGUAAUUUUGUAUUCAUUUAAUUUGACUUUUCUUAUAAAUGUAUAAUAUUAUCACUGGAAAGUCAUUUAUAUCAUCGUUCAUUAUAACAUUCUUAGGAUGUAGAGUUAUUAUGAGCUCUAUGUGAAUUUUUUAGUACCAGAUUUAUUAAAACGAAAUUGUGGUUAGCAAACUUGAUUGGAAUAUACCUGCUAUCCCAAAACAAAGUAAUUAUGAUAUAGUACUGUAUUUAAAAAGUAGAUUAUCGCUUUUAGCGAUUUAUGUUUUAUAAAAACAAUGUUUAGACUAUAAUAAAUGUGAACACAGUGUA
This is a messenger RNA of Hylaeus anthracinus, 4124 nucleotides long. RefSeq names its product DNA topoisomerase 1 (gene Top1). NCBI's taxonomy places the organism in Eukaryota, Metazoa, Arthropoda, Insecta, Hymenoptera, Colletidae. Gene Ontology annotation, biological process: DNA topological change; DNA replication; chromosome segregation. Gene Ontology annotation, molecular function: DNA binding; DNA topoisomerase type I (single strand cut, ATP-independent) activity. The coding region runs from base 128 to 3226 and encodes 1032 amino acids. The transcript is spliced from 12 exons. The record is from RefSeq and is a predicted model, not a curated record. Gene Ontology annotation, cellular component: nucleolus; chromosome.